Molecule: messenger RNA, 551 nt
Organism: Prorocentrum cordatum
Lineage: Eukaryota; Dinophyceae; Prorocentrales; Prorocentraceae
Source: the annotation of a GenBank genome assembly
GUCGUGGGACCAGACAGCUGUCCCGGUAGUUACGCAGCAACGUUCGCAUACAGAUUCGAGCUGGUGCAAUAAAGCACUGAUCUCCAGGCAUGGUGCAGCUUGUGGCUGGCCUGCUCGACCGCGGCGCCCCCCUCGCUGACAAGACGCGGGACCUCAUCCUGCAGAACACGGUGGUUCAGCCAGGCGGCCAGAGCGCCCUGCACCUCGCCGCGCGCGCGGGCGAGGUGGAGGUGGCGGAGCUGCUACUGGCGCGGCGGGCGGACCCGGCGGCGCUGGACUUGGACGGGAUCAGCCCGGUACACAAAGUGUUCCCUUUCAGCGACCCGGCGCGCGUGGGGGUGAUCGAGUUCGAGACGGAGGCCUCCAAGAUCGGGUUCUAUAAGAAGAUUCGUAAUGUGAGCAAGCAGGUAUCGGAGAAUUUGAAGUUGUGGUUCACAAACAACCGCACCUACAAGCAGCGCCUACGAGACAAGACGUUGGGACGUAUCAAACACUGGCUCAUCGAGAAAAAGGGCUGCGAUCCAGAGGACGUCCAGAUUGCAUGGAAGAGC